CAGAACAGUUGCGUUUGGAACGCGUGAGAGUUAGGUACGUUCAAAAUUGGUGCUUCUGCUCGUAUACGCUUUGAAUUUUAAUAAUAAAUCGAAGAACUAACUAACGCGUCUUAAGCUCAAAAGUAUUGCGUGCACAAAAACAAAAAUAUAAGAGAUGCGUUUCGCGCUUUUGGUUUUCGUGGCCGUUGUUAGUGCGGCAGCGGGCCACAGGUUUGGCAAUUUGCCAACAUCGGCAGGCUAUGCGUUGCCUGCUAGCGUAACAAGUGCUAUUGCUGCAUCGCGCUUGGGUAGUGAAGAGUCAUCGGCUGCUGGCGAUAACUUUGUUUCCAUAAAAGAAACUCCAGCAACAAAAACUACGACAACCACAGCUUCAACAACGGCAAUUGAAUUGGCUGGAGUAACUGAAGGUGCAGCUGCAGGCGAAAGUAAUGGCGGCACCACUACACAAUCCGCGCUACCAACGAACCCUGUGCCCGCUGCUGCAGCUGUAGCUGUUUCUAGUGCUACAACACCGCAUGCCAAACCUUUAAAGGAGGAAGAAACUGCAAGCGAAAUGCUCACUGAGUUACCCAUAUCAUCACCACCAACUGCGCUUUUGCCACCAGAUAGUGAUGUGGACACAACACAGCGUCGUGUCGUUACCUACGAUCAGCGACAGGAGGGUCAGUAUAAUAUACGCGCCGAUUUGGAGAAUUUCAUGAUUGUCUUCAUACCACCCUCGCCAUCAGAGGGUCUCAACUUUCUCGAUUUGCUUGCGAAGUCGGCAAUGAGACGCAAUUCGUUGCGUUCCAAAUCGAAACGUAAACAUUUCACAAACCCCGCUGUCCCAAACAAAUAUCGCCAUCCAUUAAAGUCAUCAGACUCGUUGCCAGGAAGCUUGCAUUAUGUGGCGCGUCGGCCUGCAGCAAACAGUUUGGAUGCAUCGCGUGGUUAUCUGACAGCACCUUCCUAUGCGCAAACGCCCUUUGACGCUUUCAUUGGCUCGCAUUCCUCACCGGCGUCUAUUGCCACAUUGGGCGCAUCUUCAAAUCGCCUAACGGACUUCAUUGAGGGCCGCACAGCAUCACGUUUUGACAUUGGCGCAAACGACGAUCCCGAUCGUCCGGUGGAUGUGCUGCCACCGCCAUAUCCGCUCGCCUAUCAGCAUCUCAUCAAACCAUAUCAUUUAGAAGCUGAGCCCACUGUCAUACAAGCGCUGCCACCGCCGGAGCUGAACGCCGCACCGGCGCACAUUUCCGGUAACUACCUCGAUAGCUACAAUCAAUUGUUGGCACCAGGUCUUUCGGCCGGUGCUAAUGCACCAACAGGCGAUGUGGCUACGAUUUCUACCACUACAACCACUGCAACGGCUAUACCCACUGACAGUGGGGCCGGCUAUUAUCGCCUUUCGCGAGCCAUACGUGGUGAUAAUUAUCUUGACUCGAAUCGCGUCAGUUCGCCGAAUAGCAUACAUCACACCAACGCCGAUUUACAGCCUGUUUACCGUGCCGAGCACUCAUUAGGUGCUACGUACCUAUAUCCGCCGAUUGAUACGCCACGCAUCUAUUUCAAUCCCGAGUCGAAUGCUAAAGGUUUCGAAGCACCCCAUGAUGCUAUAGAACGUUCGCAGUUGGUGGACGAUGGCGAUGAUAAUGCACGGAUCGGUGAGUUGUAUGUGCCGCCACGCGAACUGAAGGAUGACAUUGAAUGGGAGCACUUCUUUGAUACUAUCGUCAAGGAAGCAAACGAUUCACUGUGCAUGCCCGGCCAACGACGUGAUAGCUACGGUAGAUGUCGCCAAGUUGAGGGCUACUAAGUGGCAAGACUGUACUGAUGCAAUGCAUACUAUUAACACUUUAAUAAAGUAAUACAAUUAGUGAAUUUGAGCGAAAUCGAAUUAUAAAAUAUUUAGUUUUUAAGAAUCGAAGUUGGAAGACAAUUUUCCAAACAUUAACUUAGGCCUAAAAGAUACUGCAUUUCGAAUAUAAAAUACAAAUGAUUUAAACAAUUUUUUUAUUUUUGUAUGUCAUUAGUGAAAAGUGUUAAAUAAAAUGGAUGAAUGAUUAAACACA
Molecule: messenger RNA, 2051 nt
Organism: Anastrepha obliqua
Lineage: Eukaryota; Metazoa; Arthropoda; Insecta; Diptera; Tephritidae
Exons: 1
Coding region: 155-1795 (546 amino acids)
Source: RefSeq, a predicted model, not a curated record